GUUGGGCGCUUUACCAACUGCUUGGUGGAGGCAAAAGCUGCGCUACAACAAAAGUCUGAAACCAUUCAACGCAAGUUCACAAUUGCAAAGUCGCUUUUGGCAAAGGCAGAUAAAUCUACAUUUGAUCGGCUUUGUGGACAGAUAUAUAGGCUAGAAACUGAACAGAAGAGAUUAGAGGAGGAUACAGUAGUUUACAAUCGGCUUCAAGAACAGCUAAAGCUUUCUCCAGCUUAUCAAAAGAUGGUUGAGUAUGGGCGCACACACUUCCAGUCUCAACACAAUACGGGCCAUUUAGAAAAGUCAGAUGAAGAAGAUGAUGAAAUUUCUUUUGAGGAGCUACUUGCUCAGGAAAAAAAGGAUUCAUUCUGGCAAAAGCAUGGCCCGAUUAGACCAUCAGUGCCUGUUCGAUAAAUGGUUUUGGCUUCAACUGCUUAAUGUUGGAAGGACAGUGUGAAGUAUCUUGCCUGUAUAGUUACAGAGGAGCAAAGAUCUCUUUUUGGGGAUGAGGGAGAUGUGUGAGGUUAAUGAUAUGAUGUGUCCUGUUUUACUUUUUUUACUUGAAUUUGAUCCUUGCAGUUUAUAUGUUUAUGAUGCUGUCCAUGUCAAAUGUGCGGCCUGUAUACAUGAAUUUAGAGUAUUUGUAUUUCACUCAAAUAAGAUAUGGGACAAUUGUGUAUUUUUAUUUUGCAUCGUUUUUAUGAUAAUGCCUGCUUUGAUCCAAGCUCGUAUUACAUUGGUUUUCUCUUGUUACUAACAAGUAUCAAAUAUUAUUAAAAAACUAUUCCACUUUA
Molecule: messenger RNA, 791 nt
Organism: Cryptomeria japonica (Japanese cedar)
Lineage: Eukaryota; Viridiplantae; Streptophyta; Pinopsida; Cupressales; Cupressaceae
Source: RefSeq, a predicted model, not a curated record